This is a messenger RNA of Scatophagus argus, 4604 nucleotides long. RefSeq names its product NACHT, LRR and PYD domains-containing protein 12-like. Gene Ontology annotation, molecular function: protein binding. The record is from RefSeq and is a predicted model, not a curated record. The transcript is spliced from 14 exons. Lineage: Eukaryota; Metazoa; Chordata; Actinopteri; Scatophagidae. The coding region runs from base 311 to 4324 and encodes 1337 amino acids.
GUUCCUUCUACCUCAUCACAGCUCCUGAUGCAGAUUAUUCUGUGGCUCCGCACUCACAGUGUCUCCAGCUGCGGUUCAGACUGACUGACAGACCUUCAGUAACACUGCCACCUGCUGCUGACUGGCAGCACUGCAGCUCACACUGGCUCGCAGACUGACGUUUCUGGAUUUGGAUUUGAAGGUAUGAAGAUGUGACGGCUGUCGGUCGGAUGAACACCAGCGGCGUCUGUCGGCGUCUGCAGACGAGGAAAAGUGUGUUUGAUCUCAUGUGGAGCUGAACUGGUGAGAACCCUGACAGCAGGAAGCCACGAUGACACCAGAAAGCCUUGUGAACACUCUGGAGGAUUUAACAGCAGAGGAAUUUGUGAAAUUCAGAUGGUAUCUGAACCAGGAAGACGUGCUGGAAGGCCACCGACCCAUCAAAUGGUCCAAGCUGGAGAGGGCAGACAUGUUUCAAACCGUGACUCUGAUGGUGAACGCCUAUAAAAUGGAUGGAGCUCUGACGGUGACCAAGACGGUUUUAGAGAAGAUACCCAGAAACGACCUGGUGCAGAGACUACCGGACACCAGCUCAGGACCAGGAGUGGGUGUCAGUGAUGGUGGACAGACUCCAGACAACAGAGGACCUUCCUCCUCUCAGACUGAAGAUGAUAUUGUUCCAGUACCAGAGCCACGACCCAUCUCAGAUUACCAAAAAAUACUUAAGUCACACCUUCAGGAUAAGUUCAUCUGUACUCAAGAGGGGUGGGGAGAGACUAAGGAACGUCUGGAUGACAUCUACACAGAGCUGUACAUCACCACCAGCCGUGACACACACAUCGACAAACAGCAUGAGGUCAGACAGAUUGAGGUGGUGAGGAAACCAACAGAAACAGAUGAACCAAUUAAACCCAGAGACAUGUUCAAACCCCCCUCUGGAAAAUAUAAACCCGUAAGAACAGUCCUGACCAAUGGAAUUGCAGGAAUUGGCAAAACAUUUCUUGCGCGCAAGUUUGUGUUGGACUGGGCUGAAGGAAGAGUCAAUCAAGAUGUGCACCUCAUGUUCCCCUUCACCUUCCGCCAGCUGAAUUUAUGGAAGGGAGAAGAGUUAUGUUUGGCAAAGCUAAUUCAUAAAUGUAUCAGAGAGACCAAAGACAUCAAGGUAGAAGCUCUGAAUCACAUCUUCAACACUCUGCAGUCCUCAGCAAACACAAACUAUGACAAAAGUAAAUUCAAACUUCUGUUUGUCUUGGAUGGACUGGAUGAGAGCCGACUUCAUCUGGACUGCUCUGAGAGUAAAAACCAGGACACAGACUUUGAUGUCACAGAGUCCACCUCAGUGGAUGUGCUGCUGACAAACCUCAUCAACAGGAACCUGCUUCCAUCUGCGCGCCUCUGGAUAACCACACGACCUGCAGCGGCCAGUCAGAUCCACUCAGAUUUUGUUGACGUGGUGACAGAGGUCAGAGGGUUCACUGACCCACAGAAGGAGGAGUAUUUCAGGAAGAGAUCCAGAGAUGAGGAGCAGGCCAGCAGAAUCAUCUCCCACAUCAAGACAUCACGAAGCCUCCACAUCAUGUGCCACAUCCCAGUCUUCUGCUGGAUCACUGCUACAGUUCUGGAGGAUGUGUUGAAGACCAGAGAGGGAGGAGAGCUGCCCAAAACCUUGACUGAGAUGUACGCAGAAUUCCUGAGGUUUCAGAUUCAUCAAACGAAAGACAAAUACAAACUACAAAAGGGCAUUGAGUACAUCAAGUCAUUAGCACAACUGGCUUACCAGCAACUGGAAAAGGGCAACCUGAUCUUCUAUGGAAAAGACCUUAAAGAUAGUGGAACUGAUGUCAGAGGAGCCUCGGUGUGCUCAGGAGUGUUCACGGAGAUCUUUAAAGAGGAACGCGGGAAGAAGAAUGAAGACAAAAUGUUUAGCUUCGUCCAUCUGAGUGUUCAGGAGUUUCUGGCUGCUCUUCAUGUCCAUCAGACAUUCAUCAACUCUGGUGUCAACCUGCUGGCAGAAGAACAAGCAAAGUGGUCUAAACUAUUAUUGCCUGCAAUAUUUAAAAACAAACCAGAACCAGCUCUCCUGUACCAGAGUGCUGUGGACAAGGCCUUGCAGAGUCCAAAUGGACACUUGGACUUGUUCCUCCGCUUCCUCCUGGGUCUUUCACUUCAGACCAAUCAGAUUCUCCUACGGGAUCUGAUGGCACACACAGGAAGUAUCUCACAGACCAGUCAGGAACUAGUUGAAUAUGUCAAGAAGAAGAUCAGUGAGAAUCUGUCUCCAGAGAGGAGCAUCAAUCUGUUCCACUGCCUGAAUGAACUGAAUGAUCGUUCUCUGGUGGAGGAGAUCCAACAGUCCCUGAGGUCAGGAAGUCUCUCAGAUGAACUGUCUCCUGCUCAGUGGUCAGCUCUGGUCUUCAUCUUACUGUCAUCAGAAGAAGAUCUGGACGUGUUUGACCUGAAGAAAUACUCUGCUUCAGAGGAGGCUCUUCUGAGGCUGCUGCCAGUGGUCAAAGCCGCCAGCAAAGCUCUACUGAGUGGCUGUAAUCUGUCAGAGAGAAGCUGUGGAGCUCUGUCCUCAGUUCUCAGCUCCCAGUCCUCUAGUCUGAGAGACCUGGACCUGAGUAACAAUGACCUGCAGGCUUCAGGAGUGAAGCUGCUGUCCGCUGGACUGAUGAGUCUGAACUGUAAACUGGAGAUUCUCAGGUUGAGUGACUGUAAUGUGUCAGAGAGAAGCUGUGGAGCUCUGUCCUCAGUUCUCAGCUCCCAGUACUCUAGUCUAAGAGACCUGGACCUGAGUAACAACGACCUGCGGGAUUCAGGAGUGACGCUGCUCUCUGCUGGACUGAGGAGUCCAAACUGUCAGCUGGAGACUCUCAGACUGAGUGGCUGUAACCUUUCAGGGAGAAGCUGUGAAGCUCUGUCCUCAGUUCUCAGCUCCCAGUCCUCUAGUCUGAGAGAGCUGGACCUGAGUAACAACGACCUGCAGGAUUCAGGAGUGACGCUGCUGUCUGCUGGACUGAGGAGUCCACAUUGUACACUGGGGACUGUCUGGUUGAGCGGCUGUAACCUGUCAAGGAGAAGCUGUAAAGCUCUGUCCUCAGUUCUCAGCUCCCAGUCCUCUAGUCUGAGAGCGCUGGACCUGAGUAACAACGACCUACAGGAUUCAGGCCUGAAGCUGCUGUCUGCAGGACUAAGGAGUCCACACUGUACACUGGGGACUGUCUGGUUGAGUGACUGUAACAUGGCAGAGAGAGGCUGUGAAGCUCUGUCCUCAGUUCUCAGCUCCCAGUCCUCUAGUCUGAGAGAGCUGGACCUGAGUAACAACCACCUGCAGGAUUCAGGAGUGAAGCUGCUGUCUGCAGGACUGGGCAGUCCAAACUGUCAGCUGGAGACUCUUAGGUCAGGAUUAAUUAACCUAUUAAUGGAGAACCAGAAUUGUCACAUGGUGUUUUUGUCAUGUUUCUUGUCAUUUUUAUCACGUAUUGAGAAAAGCAUUCUCAUGUGUCUUGUAAAUGUAAAGCUGCUGUCUGCUGGACUGAAAAGUCCAAAUUGUCAGCUGGAGAUUCUCAGGUUGUCAGGCUGUAUGAUCACACAGGAAGGCUGUAGUCCUCUGGCCUCAGCUCUGAGAUCCAACCCCACCCACCUGAGAGAGCUGGACCUGCGCUACAAUCAUCCAGGAGACUCAGGAGUGAAGCUGCUGUCUGCUGAACUGGAAGAUCCACACUGGAGACUGGACACUCUCAGGGUGGAACAUGGUGGACAGCAGUGGCUGAAACCUGGUCUGAGGAAGUAUGCCUGUGAACUCACAGUGGACACAAACACAGUAAACACAAACCUCAAACUGUCUGACAACAACAGGAAGGUGACAUUUGUGAGAGAGAAGCAGCCUCAUCCUGAUCAUCCAGAGAGGUUUGUCGGCUGGCCUCAGCUGCUGUGUAGAACUGGUCUGACUGGUCGCUGCUACUGGGAGGUCGAGUGGAGCGGAAGAGUUUUUAUAUCAGUGACUUACAGAGGAAUCAGAAGGAAAGGAGACACUGAUGACUGUGUGUUUGGAGGGAAUCAUCAGUCCUGGAGUCUGAUGUGCUCUGAUGUUGGUUUCUCUGUCUGGCACAAUAACAGAAGUACAGACCUCCCCUCCUCCCCCUCCUCCCCCUCCUCCUCCUCCUCUGUCUCUGAUAGAGUUGCAGUGUAUGUGGACUGUCCUGCUGGCACUCUGUCCUUCUACAGAGUCUCCUCUGACACACUGAUCCACCUCCACACCUUCAACACCACAUUCACUGAACCUCUUUAUGCUGGAUUUCGGUUCUGGUCAUUCGGUUCCUCAGUGUCUCUGAGUUCAGUGUAGGAGGGAGAGUCUCCUCCUGUUAGAGGAACACACACACGCACACACACACUUUUUGUAAGUCAGGCUGACUCAUUAUCACAAUAAAGUGUUUGAAUUUAGUGUUUUUGCUGACUGCACUGCACACACACAGUUUGAAAUAACUUGAAAUCCUUUCAAAUGUGUUUUCAUUCAGCUUUUGUAACAAAGAUUUUAGUUUGAUGUUUUCUGUACUUUACAAUCUGAAUUGAUUUCUCACAUAAAUAAGUGUGUUUAUGCAAUAAAAUCAGGUUCCAGACUCUCA